Molecule: messenger RNA, 963 nt
Organism: Amblyraja radiata (thorny skate)
Lineage: Eukaryota; Metazoa; Chordata; Chondrichthyes; Rajiformes; Rajidae
Product: 15-hydroxyprostaglandin dehydrogenase [NAD(+)]-like
Exons: 7
Coding region: 127-897 (256 amino acids)
Cellular component (GO): cytoplasm
Molecular function (GO): oxidoreductase activity, acting on the CH-OH group of donors, NAD or NADP as acceptor
Source: RefSeq, a predicted model, not a curated record
CAGUCCAUUGCAUUUAGCAGGCUCUUUGCCCUGUGGCGUCUCCACGACAUUGCCUUCCUGUUUUUACGGUUACUGGCUGCUCUGUUCCACGUCCCAGGGAAGUGAACCACUGUGUCCCUGCACAGGAUGGAACUGAAGGGGAAGGUAGCGUUGGUGACGGGAGCAGCACAGGGCAUUGGGAAAGCGAUUGCUGAAAUAUUACUGAAGAACGGAGCUAAGGUGAGUUUACUCGACUGCAACCAGCCGGAGGGCGAGGCAGCGGCUGCUGCAUUGGGGCAGCUCUACGGACCAGAGAACGUCCUUUUCCUGCACUGUGAUGUGGCGUCUGGGAGGCAACUGGAAGAAUGUUUCAACAAAACCUUGGAAACAUUUCAGAGGUUGGACAUUGUGUGCAACAACGCUGGCAUCUUUGAUGAAAGGAACUGGGAAAAGUGUGUUAGUGUAAACCUGGUCGGCAUGAUCAGGGGAAGCAAACUGGCCCUGCAGCACAUGAGCAAGGAGAAGGGAGCGGCAGGAGGCGUGAUUGUCAACAUGGCUUCACUGGCAGCAUAUCACCCCAUCGAAGGCGCUCCAGUUUACACGGCCACCAAGUAUGGAGUGGUGGGAAUCACCAAAGCCCUCUCUCUGGACUGUAUGAAGAAUCAUGGGGUUCGGGUAAACGCGCUGUGUCCCUCGAUCGUUGACACUCGGCUUGUGAGGAGUCAGGAAGGAGAUGGGAGGAAGGUCAUGGAUAAUUUGAUUGGAAUGUUGGGGACACUUCUGACGCCUGCCCAGAUUGCAGAGGGACUCUUGGAGCUGGUCCUGGAUCAGAGCAGGAACGGGGUGAUGAUGAAGAUGUUCCACGAUGGCAGGAUUGAGUAUGAAGACCAAGCUGAGGUUCAGCCAGCAGAGGCCUGAAACCCACAAAGAUUCAAGGCACUGCGCCGACCAGGCUCGAGAAUAAAACCUUAGUUUGCGAAAGGC